Molecule: messenger RNA, 1224 nt
Organism: Candidozyma auris
Lineage: Eukaryota; Fungi; Ascomycota; Pichiomycetes; Serinales; Metschnikowiaceae
Exons: 1
Coding region: 1-1224 (407 amino acids)
Source: RefSeq, a predicted model, not a curated record
AUGCCUCACUCAGAAGAGUUUUAUCUCGACAGAUUGACUGAUCUGCGUUCUAUCAACGAAACAAGAGCUAAAAACGCUCAAGCAUGGAAAAAUCUCUUGCCCGAGGAAGAGUACGUGGAAAGAGAGUUCUUGCUUUCCAAGGCAAAGAUCACCUCGCUGGACAUCAAUAGGCUCUGUGUUUUUGCAUUGAAAAAGAAAGACACAGAUACCGUGGUGAGCUCAAUGGAGGUGCUAAUUCGCCAGGCAUGGCGUUUCAAAAACGACAAUGGCCAAGUCGUAAAGAUCCCCGUGUUGAGCGGGUGUAUCGGUGCCGUUUAUACAUACCCAGAAUAUCGAGGCAACGGGUUUGCUGCGAUGAUGGUGAGGAAGUUCAUGGAGGUGAUGAAGCAGACCGAUUACUUGGGCACAGAUGGCUUCACAUUCUUAUACUCUGAAAUCGGUGAGUACUACGCCAACCACGGCUUCAAAUCGUUCGCCGUACCGAUUGCCAAAAUUCCGCUCCGAGGAUCAAAGCAACCCGUCCAGCUUCCCGCAGGUGCCUCCUUGGUUCCAUACCACGGCUUUGAAUAUCUUUUUGCACUCUACAGAGACCACUUUGCUUCAGAAAUGACCGCUAAGGUUAAAUAUGACGGCAUUGAGAGAAUCUCUGUGGUUCCUACCGCAGAUUUUGCGGACUGGUUCCACUUGCGGGCAAAGUUCCUUUCUACGAGGCUUUUCGGCGACAAAAACGCUCAAGUCAAUGUGUGGACCGACUCGUACGAGCACAUUGCCAGCGAAUUCCAAAAAGUCGAGCCAAAGUACUUUGGUUUGCGCUUGGACUGUCCAUCUUCUGGAAAACACAUUGGGUUUAUCGUGUGGACUUACGACUUCGACUACUGCAAAGAUGAGCAGAAGUAUCACAACCAUGCCACCGUGCUCAAAAUCCAUGUGAACACGCCAGACUUUGAUAGAGAUACAUAUGCAUUGCAACUCCUUGAGCUUGCCAAAGGCUACUUGGAGCUGCCCCACGAGGAGGAGCCCUUGAAGAAUUUCACGACAUUGGUGGUGUGGGAGUCUGAGCUCUCUGAGCAGGCCCAGCUUGACCUCGAGAAGAAGUUUGGCGCCGCCUUACAUUUAGAAAAUUCCUCUAGAAGUGCCGUCAUGUACAACAACGAGGAAGAUGACAAGAAAUUGAAGAGUGGAGCGAUGAUCUGGGAGAAUAAUACUAAGCUUCCGUGGUUUUGA